AUGGCCGACGCUGGACCCUUACCUUCGGGCCUUGAGCCAACCUCAAAUCAAGGUCCGGCCUUGCUCAGGGGCAUCUGGGCGGGGAUGGCCAUUGCGAUCAUUAUUGUGUGUCUGCGAGUGUUUGCCAAAAUCAAGAUAGGCCAGUUUCGAGUCGACGAUGUCUUGAUGAUUAUUGCCAUGAUUCUGGCUAUUGUCGGCACUAUAUUUUUGACUCUUUGCGUGCAUCACGGCUUUGGUCAGAAUCUGCAAUACCUCUAUCUUGUCCUUAAUGAGCAUCACGAGGUGUCGCUCGUGCUAAAGUACAUCGCCGUCUUGGUCCCGGUUAUAACCAUCAGCACUACGACCGCCCGAUGCUCGUUUAUUCUCUACCUGCUCGCCAUUCUCGGAAAUAACAAGAAAUAUCGCUAUGCGCUAUGGGCGGUGAUGUUGAUCCAGUUCGCGGGCAACGUCGUCUCGGCUGUCUUGCCCUUGAGCAUCUGUCGUAAUGUGAACAUUCUCUGGGAUCCGACCAUUGUAACUACCUGCGGCGAUGCCAAUGCUGUCAUCAAGUUUGCCUAUUACUCUAAUACUGCCAACUCGGCCUGUGACUUGUUUCUGGCUGUCUUCCCGACGCUCAUUUUCUGGAACCUCAACCUGAAAACUCCCGUCAAGAUUGGUUUGAUCAUCCUACUCAGUCUGGGUAUCGUGGCUAUGAUUGCCUCCAUCGUCAAAACCACCAAGCUCGACCAAGUCCCCGGCGUCACCAACCUCGGUGCCACCGGCGCCGUCGAACUAAUCCGCUGGGGCUUCGUCGAAAACAUAAUCAUCAUAAUCACCUCCUCCGUUCCCUGCAUUCGCCCCUUGAUCAUCUCCUCCGUCCGCAAACUCUCUAGUCGCGGCUACUCGCGCUCCUACGAACUCACAGGCCCGCAAACCGGUCAACGACGUACAGGACACGACGAAACAGCCCGUCGCACGCGCGGCAGUCGGUUUACCAAGAACGGCACUGUUGAUGAUACGGGGAGUGUUGAGCGGAUUCUGGAUCCGAGCAGUAAUAAUGUCAAUACGACGGUUAGUGGGAGACGGGAUUCGCCGACGCAUGAGGAUCAGGGGAUUACCAAGUAUGUUGAGAUUUCCGUUGUUUCGGGUGAUCAUUUUGAUCGACGGAAUCCAUAG
Molecule: messenger RNA, 1155 nt
Organism: Talaromyces stipitatus ATCC 10500
Lineage: Eukaryota; Fungi; Ascomycota; Eurotiomycetes; Eurotiales; Trichocomaceae
Exons: 4
Coding region: 1-1155 (384 amino acids)
Source: RefSeq, a predicted model, not a curated record